Molecule: messenger RNA, 1674 nt
Organism: Polistes dominula (European paper wasp)
Lineage: Eukaryota; Metazoa; Arthropoda; Insecta; Hymenoptera; Vespidae
Source: RefSeq, a predicted model, not a curated record
AUGUUUACAUCAAGUCAGCAAAAUAAAGAUUUAUGUGAACUCAAAAGUAACACAUGCAAUAGUAUCUCUCGCGAGAAUAACAAUAAUACAGAUAACAUUGUUAAUCUGUUUAACAAUAGUGUUACUUUUAAAACUGCUUUAAAAAACCACAAAAACAAUGGUGACGAAAAAAUUAGGAUUAACAGCAUAUUUAGUUUCGUUUGUGAUGAUGAAAAUCUGAAUUCUGUGUCUAGGACUCUACCAAGACUUGAGAAUGUACAGAAUGUUGAAGAACAUUAUUGUGGAGUGUUAGAUAGUAAGUGUAAAUUCUGUGGAGCAUUACACUUUCCUGAUGAAGCUAAUAGAGAGGGUCUCUUUAAAAGUUGUUGUCAUUUUGGCAAAGUAAAGCUGCAAAGGACCAAGAAGUAUCCAGAAAUGCUGCAGAGUCUUAUGGCUGGGGAGAAUGAUCUUAGCAAGAACUUUAAGACUAUCAGAUCAUACAAUUCAACAUUAUCUUUUGCUUCAAUGGGAGCAGAUACUGAGACAAUAAGCAAUGGUCCAUAUUGCUUUAAAAUCCAUGGACAAAAGUACUCACAACUCUACGUCUUAGACACAGAAAUAGCAACAGACAUUAGGUUACAAAAUGGAUCUAAUUUCAAGUGUGAUAGGACAUUAAUGAAAGACUUAGAUGUUCUUUUAGGAGAAGUAAAUCCCUAUUCAAAUUCAUUUAAGAAUAUGGGAGAGGUAAUCAAUGAACAAGUUAGUGCUGGCAAUGAAGUUAAAGAUUUAGGAUUGUUCUUUAGAAAGAAUUUAUUAAGAGACCAAAGAAGAUACAACAAUCCUAGAGCAAAUGAAAUUGCCAUAGUGUUUACUGAUUCAAAUGGUGAACCUCCAUUUGAACGUGAUAUUAAGGUAUACAAUAGAAGUGAUGCAUAUAAUUAUACACGUUUGAAUAUUCUAAGUCCACAUCUGGAUCCCAUGACAUAUGCUAUCUUCUUUCCACAUGGAGAGUCAGGAUGGGAGCCGAAUCUAGCUCUUAGAUCAUAUACCGGUGAAUUCAACACGAUAUCUCUUCUUCAAUACAAGAUAGCUCAACUCAAAAUAAAAAGCGGUGUUUUUAAUCCAUUAUUACAUGGAGGAAAAUUACUUCAACAGGGGGCUGUUGACUCUUAUUUGCAAGUUGAGGCAAACAAUCUUAACUUCAUUAAGUUGAACCAAAAAAAGCUAAGAGUAGAUUAUUAUAAAGGAUUGGUUGACUAUGUCAAUAAUAAUUCAACAGACACAUCAAGACCCAUAUUACUUCCAUCUACAUUCCAAGGAUCUCCUAGGAAUAUGAGGGAAAGAUAUCACGAUGCCAUGGCUAUUGUGACUAAAUAUGGGAAACCAGAUCUAUUUAUUACUAUGACUUGCAAUCCAAAUUGGAAAGAGAUAAAGGAGAACUUAUUUAAGGGACAAACUCCUUUUGAUAGACCAGAUUUGGUAGCUAAAGUUUUCCAUCUCAAGUUGAAAGUAGUCAUGGAUGAUAUUCUAUCUGGCAAAGUAUUUGGAGAGGUGGUAGCUCAUAUAUAUUCUAUAGAGUUCCAAAAACGUGGACUACCUUAUGCUCACAUUUUAGUUAUCCUAAAGAGUAAAAUUAACAGCAUUAAGCAGAUAGGUAACUUUGUUUCAGCAGAAAUUCCAGAUAAAACAGAUUAG